AGGAAUAUUUAGCUGUCAGAAGGUCUUGUCCUACAAACAUUGACAAUAAAAAUGAUACAAUCAAGGUAAUGAACCUGAUACACUCGAAUGGGAAGAUAUAUUUCUAUUAUGAGAACAUUCCUACAGGACUUAAGAAAGGCGAUGUUGUAUCGAGCUUUAUUUAUUAUUUCAAAUGUGGGCAAGAAUGGAGAGAUCCUAAAAUAGAUGUUCCUCACGAAUGGAUCAAAAGUGGAACGCUAGUGGAAUAUGAAGUUCUCGGUG
This is a messenger RNA of Schistosoma margrebowiei, 261 nucleotides long. Lineage: Eukaryota; Metazoa; Platyhelminthes; Trematoda; Strigeidida; Schistosomatidae. The record is from the annotation of a GenBank genome assembly.